UUUCGUUUUUGAAAUCAUAUCAUGCUAGUCAAAACGAUUUUGUCUUGAUUGGAUCACCUGAUCACCGUUACAUAAUCGAAGCCCUUGAUCUUUGCCAUAUGAGAAAACUGCUCGCUUUACAGUCACUAACUACUCCAUAACAAUUAACUAAUUCAUCUUCCUUCUCUUUCUUCUCUCUGUCUCGUCGUCUUUUGCAGCGUAGUUUGCCUUCUGGCGGUGAAUCCAAUUUCAGCAGUAGUUUUUUGGAAGAAGAUUGGAAUAUGUUUGUAAAGAAGCUUGUGGAGAAGGCUUCGAGUUUAAAGAAGCCUGGGGGGAAUUCGGAAGGUUUAAAACCCAACGACGUAGAGCCACGCCUGACAUUCCAUUAUGGGAUACCAUCAGGAGCAAACAUGUUGGCUUAUGACUCUAUUCAAAAGAUUCUUGCUAUUUCUACCCGAGAUGGAAGAAUCAAAUUAUUUGGGAAAGGCAACACUCAAAUUUUGCUUGAAUGUCCUGAGGCAGCGCCAAGCAAGUUUUUACAGUUCAUUCAGAAUAAAGGCAUCCUUCUAAAUGUAACUUCCAAGAACCACAUUGAGGUUUGGGACGUGAACAAGAAGUUGUUGUGUAAAGUGCAUGUUUUUAAAGAAGACAUUACCUCAUUUACAGUAAUGCAACAUUGUCCCUACAUGUAUCUUGGAGAUGCUGUUGGUAAUAUAUUAGUAUUGAAGCUUGAUGAAGAAACAUGUGCUAUAGAACCAAUGAAAUACACUAUACCUCUCCCUGCUUCUCAUGGGAACCCAGCUGAAGCUACUAGCAAUGCUGCUGUAUUGCACAUACUACCUCAACCAAAAGCUGAAAGUAAGAGGGUUCUUAUAGUAUUUACAGAUGGUCUAAUUACAUUGUGGGAAAUUCGAGAAAGCAAGUCCAUUUUUACAACAGGUGGAAGCUUGUUGCAUUCACAAUAUAACGGAACAAAGAAAGUAACUUCCGCAUGCUGGGCAUGUCCUUUUGGAAGUAAACUUGCUGUUGGGUAUAGUAAUGGGGAGAUUUUUAUCUGGAGUAUUCCUGCUACCCCUAAUUCAAGUACUGAAAUAACAUCAGACAGCAUCACUCAGAGUGCUCCUCUAUAUAAACUCAAUCUGGGAUAUAAAUCUGACAAAAUUCCUAUAGCAUCACUAAAAUGGCUUCAGGCUGAUGGGAAAGCAAGUCGACUCUAUAUUAUGGGUGCGUCUGACUUGGCAUCCACCAACUUGUUGCAGGUUAUCUUGUUGAAUGAGCAUACUGAAACUCCCACAAUCAAGUUAGGUCUUCAUUUGUCUGAGCCUUGCAUUGACAUGGAGAUCAUUUCAAACUCUGGCGAUCAAAGCAAACAUAAACAGGAUUCAUUUCUUGUCCUUGGAAAAUCAGGGCAUAUUUAUCUUUAUGAUGAUUGUCAGAUUGAAAAGUAUCUUCUACAAACCCAAUCUAGGGGUUCUCCCUCGUUACCAAAGCAGGUCAUGGUGAAGAUGCCAUUUGCUGACUCAAGCAUAACUGUAGCAAAAUUCAUCACUCAGAACCCUUGUAUGUUGAGUUUUGGAGAUAAGGAUUACCUUCUCUUUUCCAAAAACACUCCAUCUCUUUUUCCUUUUGAAGCAAACACAAAAGAUGGAACUCCCACAAAUCCUGUCCCCUUCAGUGGGUUUGCAAAGAUUAAAAACCUGUACAUAACUGGACAUAGUGAUGGAGCCAUUAAUUUUUGGCAUGCAUCUUGUCCAUUUUUUAUUCCCAUUGUAUCGUUAAAACAACAGAGUGAAGAUGAUCUUUCUUUAAGUGGUAUAGCACUAACGGCCUUGUAUUUUGAUGGCAAUUCUCGGAUUCUUAUUUCAGGGGAUCAGAGUGGAAUGGUUCGCAUUUUUAAAUUUAAACCUGAGCCGUAUGCCACAGAGAACAGUUUUAUGUCUUUCCCAGGAAGUUCCAAAAGAGGAAACCACCAUAUCAUCCAGAGUCUCAAACUUGUGAAGGUAAAUGGUUCUGUACUUUCUAUGAACAUAAGCCACAACUCAGGACAUCUUGCAGUCGGGUCUGAUCAAGGAUAUGUUUCACUAAUUGAUGUAGAAGGACCAACACUACUGUAUCAAAAACAUAUUGCAAGUGAAAUUUCCACUGGAAUCAUCUCUCUGCAGUUUGAGACCUGCAAUCUGCAUGGUUUUGAGAAGAAUGCUUUAGUGGUAGCAACAAAGGAUUCAUCGGUUUUGGCUGUUGAUGUCAAUACUGGAAACAUGCUGAGCACUAGCACAGUGCAUCCUAAGAAACCAUCUAAAGCUUUAUUUAUGCAGAUUUUGGGCCAGCAGGAUGUGUUGGCUGGAGGAUCAAAUGUGUCAAAUGGUUCAGAUCUGAGCGAAGGGAAUCCUGUUGAGGAUUCACCAAAGCAGUCUUCUCUACUUAUAUGUUCUGAGAAAGCCGUGUAUGUCUAUUCAUUAAACCAUGCUGUUCAGGGAGUCAAGAAGGUUUACUACAAAAAGAAGUUCCAUUCCUCUUUAUGUUGCUGGGCUUCAGUAUUUUGUGGUGCAUCAGAUGUUGGCCUUGUGCUCCUUUUCACUACUGGGAAAAUUGAAAUAAGGUCUCUGCCAGACUUAUCAUUAAUAAGGGAAUCCUCAAUGAGAGGUUUCACUUAUGCUUCACCAAAGCUGAACUCCUUGCCAGAUAGUUCAAUAUGUUGUUCACAUGAUGGAGAACUUGUUAUGGUGAAUGGUGAUCAAGAAAUGUUUUUGGUAUCAGUUUUGCUUCAAAAUGAACAAUUCAGGUUUUUGGACUGUUUCAGCCAAGUCUAUAGAAGAGAUCUAAUGCCAUUACAAGAAGGGUUUGCCUCUGGAGCUAUGGCACAAAAGGAAAAGAAAAAGGGUAUAUUUAGCUCUGUGAUUAAGGAUAUCAAAGGAAGUAAACCAAAGCAAGUUUCUGAGGUGGAAACAGAGGAUACAAAAGAAAGUAUUGAAGAACUUUCAAUGAUCUUUUCAACAGCUAACUUUGCUUGUAAUGCUGAAAAUAGCAAUAGCAUUGUCAUAGACACAGAUCGGAAUGACUUGGACAUAGAUGAUAUUGACCUUGAUGAACAUGAAGAGAGACCCAAGGAUCAGAAUAUCUUGGCAGCUCUUAAUAAGCAGAAAUUGGCAAGCAAACUUCUAGGGAAAAUAAAACAUAUGAAGGUUAAGAAUGAAAAAAACAUCAACAAGGAAGAGGAACAGGAUGAGAAGGCUGGUGCCGUUGAUCAAAUCAAGAAGAAAUAUGGGUUUUCUUCAUCUAGCGAGACAAGUGCUGCAAAAAUGGCUGAAAGCAAGUUGCAUGAGAACGUGAGGAAAUUGCAGGGUAUCAAUCAAAGAGCCACAGAGAUGCAAGACACAGCCAAGUCAUUCUCUGCCAUGGCUAGAGAGUUGCUUCGAACUGCAGAAAAGGAUAAAUGAAGCUCAUAACCCUAUUGACUUCGUGUAUAUGAAAUUAGUAAUUCCGUAUUCAUUUAUUAUUAUUUUUUUCAAAAAAGAAGAAACUUUUCAUAAGUUAUUUCCCUCGUAAAUUCAUUUUGAUUGUUCUGUAAUUAUAGGGCUUGAUUUACAGAGGUCGGUGUAUAGUGGUUUUCAAUGAGCAAUUUGAACAGUAAUGUAAAUGGGUGUUUCCCGAACUAUAGCCUAUUAUUGCCAGUUCUUGUUUCUUCCUUUUGA
Molecule: messenger RNA, 3671 nt
Organism: Hevea brasiliensis (rubber tree)
Lineage: Eukaryota; Viridiplantae; Streptophyta; Magnoliopsida; Malpighiales; Euphorbiaceae
Exons: 24
Coding region: 261-3416 (1051 amino acids)
Biological process (GO): regulation of exocytosis
Cellular component (GO): cytoplasm; plasma membrane
Molecular function (GO): GTPase activator activity; syntaxin binding; myosin II binding
Source: RefSeq, a predicted model, not a curated record